UAUGCACACUGACACAGGUUUUAAAUUAUUUGUUAGUCCUCAAGUUGCAAUUUCGAGAAGUCGGACAUUUGGUCUAGAUACAUUCCCGUAUGUACAUAAAUUAAAAUGGCGGAGGAAACAGUUUCACAGAAGUCGCUGUCUUGCGAGACUUGUGGCAAGGUGUUCAAGGUGUCGAGGAAUUUGCGCGUUCACAUGAGAAUCCACAGCGGUGAGAAGCCGUUUGUGUGCGAGACAUGCGGCAAGGCAUUCAAUCAAGUCUGCAGUCUCAAGCGACACACAAGAAUACACACGGGCGACCGUCCGUAUACGUGCACGACAUGUGGCAAGUCGUUCAAAGAGUCUGGAAAGCUCAAACUGCACAACAUGAUCCACACGGGCGAGAAACCACGUGUGUGUGAGAAGUGUGGGACGAGGUUCACGACUGGAGGCGAUCUCCGCAAACAUAUGAUGAUACACACAGGCGAGAAACCGUUCGGCUGUUCUGCAUGUGGGAAAACGUUCAAUAGGAAGAGUGAUAUGAAGAGACACAAGACAGUCCAUUUGGGUCGGAAUGCUGAGAAAUAUCGAAGGAGACUGAAGAGGAAGGAGAUUUCUGAGUUUGAUGAUGUCUCGUUUUCCUAUGUUAUUUGUGUUCCACCGUUGAAUGGAGCUUCUAAUGAGGGAGUUGGAACGAGGAGAGACUUUACGUUCUGUGAUCGAGUCAAUGUGAUUGCGACUUCUGAUGUUGUUGUGGAGGAUGAGAUUCGUUGUUGUGGUGUUGACAUGUUCCAUGGUCGGUAUGGUUCGUGUCCCAUAACUCUGUACGUCAUCUCGAAACCCAUCACAUCCGUCGACUUCCAACACUUUGUUCAUCCCAACAUUGUCACGACAUACGGUUUGGCCAUGCUUCAUGACCACAGAUUUGCUCUGGUACUGGAUAACAUAGCAAUGAACUUAGAGCAACUGCUCGUUGAGUUCAAUGAUAAACUCACUCUUCGUGAACAAGUGGAUUUAUCUCUCGGCUGUGCGUCUGCUAUUGACUAUCUUCAUUGCCAAAUCGGAAUCAGCCAUGGUUUAUUGACAUGUAGGAACGUAUUUGUUACGAAUUGCUUUACUGCGAAGGUAGCUGAUCCUGUCGCUGUCAGAUUGAUGGCUGGAUACGAUGCCACGCCUACUGUCACCAUGGAGAAUGACUUAGUUCAACUCGGUAGUGUUCUUCUCAAAUUGUUUGGUGUCGUAACGAAAACUGAAUUGAACAAUGCAUCUUCAUCGGAUGGAUUACAAACGGCUUGUUCAUUGUAUGGCAUUAUGGAGUAUCUAGUGAAAGAGGACCGGACUGUUUUGCCGUCGUCCAAGGAUGUGGUGACCGUAUUGGAUUCUAUGAGACAAACCGAUCAAUACAAGCUGUGUCCAGCAAAGCGUGCCGUUGGUGUCUCAAAUCGAGACACGACAAGAUUGGAUGUGAAUAUUGUAGUUAAUUAAUGUGGUUGGUGUGCCAUAAUUAUUACGAAUAUUGUCACUUCGUACUUGUUAUUACAUGCACAUGUCAUCAUAAUAUAGUUGUUAUAUAUAUUUGUAUUACCUUAUGAAUUAGAUGCGGAAGGUAGCUCGGUCUCAUUAUGAUUGUUGGAUUACAUUGA
This is a messenger RNA of Corticium candelabrum, 1619 nucleotides long. RefSeq lists its product as uncharacterized. Bases 106 to 1461 code for a protein of 451 amino acids. The record is from RefSeq and is a predicted model, not a curated record. Gene Ontology annotation, cellular component: transcription regulator complex; PcG protein complex; chromatin. The transcript has 2 exons. Gene Ontology annotation, biological process: regulation of transcription by RNA polymerase II; protein phosphorylation. NCBI's taxonomy places the organism in Eukaryota, Metazoa, Porifera, Homoscleromorpha, Homosclerophorida, Plakinidae. Gene Ontology annotation, molecular function: protein kinase activity; DNA-binding transcription factor activity, RNA polymerase II-specific; RNA polymerase II cis-regulatory region sequence-specific DNA binding.